AUGCGACACGCCAAACAUGUCAAAGGAGAAGCUGUUGGCGUCCAUCGCGACGUCAUGCGAAGACGAACUCGAGAAGGCAGAGAAGGUGAACUGCGAGAUAGAGGGAGAGAAGGGAAGAGCAGUGUCGUGAGAGUAAAACUCUCCGGCAAGGUCCUGUUGGUUAUGUUGGGGGAAGGAAGGGUGAAAUUGGGAAUCCGGCUGAGGGUAGAGGAAUUGCUGGUGGGAUUCAGAAGGGAAGGAUUGUGGAGAUUGGCUGUAGGUGCCCUGGGUACUGAUGGGGCAAGUGAAUUGCUGGCUUUCCAUAGGGAUAUCACCGAACCCAGGAUGCGUGUAGGCCAUCCCAUCGCUACCACCGAUGCUCUGCUGGUCCUGGCCUAA
Molecule: messenger RNA, 378 nt
Organism: Cryptococcus amylolentus CBS 6039
Lineage: Eukaryota; Fungi; Basidiomycota; Tremellomycetes; Tremellales; Cryptococcaceae
Exons: 1
Coding region: 1-378 (125 amino acids)
Source: RefSeq, a predicted model, not a curated record